Molecule: messenger RNA, 1623 nt
Organism: Candoia aspera
Lineage: Eukaryota; Metazoa; Chordata; Lepidosauria; Squamata; Candoiidae
Gene: ANKRD40
Product: ankyrin repeat domain 40
Exons: 5
Coding region: 266-1357 (363 amino acids)
Molecular function (GO): protein binding
Source: RefSeq, a predicted model, not a curated record
CGGAAGCAGAAACGACCGAGACCUACUCUAACUAUGCAAUUAGGGAAAAUGGCCUUCAGAAAUGUCAGACUGAUUUAUGAGCAGUAAAUAGAAAAGAGUUGCCGGUGCGUUUACGAUUAAAAAAAUAAGACGUGGGACUUCUUUUUAGGGGCUCACGAAUUCUGCCGGCCUCUGAUUGACCACUGUGAUAAAAUGAUCCAUCAUCUACAGUAGGGAGUCAGGCAUUUAAUAAUCCCAAAGUUGACUGUGGAGAGGAUUUCAUAACAUGACAUCUACAAUAGAGGAAAAAGAGCUGCAAGAAAGGCUGAGAGAAGCUGCUGCUUUGGGGGAUAUUGAAGAAGUUCAGCGAUUGGUGGAUUUUGGAGUGAGUGUGAACUCUCAGAAUGAAAUCAACGGCUGGACUUGCUUGCACUGGGCCUGCAAACGGAACCAUGCUCCGGUGGUGUCAUACUUGCUAGAUGCCGGUGCAGAUAAAGACAUUCUCGCUGUUAAAGAAGAAAAAGCAGUCCAGUUAACAUCCAAAAGGGAAAUUAGGAAGAUGCUGGGAGUGGAAGAUGAUGAUGAGCUUUUGGAUGUGAAGAACGACUCUACCUUGCCAAUUAUCCCAAAUUACUUAUCUAACCCACCCUUUCCUUAUGUUUAUAACUCCAUGAAUAACAGCACUACCAGCACCUCAGCGUCCUCUUUGAAUGGAAGACUUUCUCCUUCUUUCCAGCAACACAACAUAGACUCUUCAGUUUCUUUGCCUCAAGUACAAACAUCUGGCACUGCAGUGCUGCGACAUGGAAAGGCGUCUCCUGUGGGAUGUGAUGGAGAUGUGACAAAGGCAAUCGCUAUAGAAUGCCUGGAGCCUGUAGUUCAGAACGGUCAUGUUCAUCAGCUCUCUGUUCCGCCAAGUAGGACACACCGUUCCCCAGCUGGAUCUACACAACCGGAAACUCAGCAACCCGGUGGCCCUUAUACAGGAGCUGUCCCAACAUUUCAGCCAUUCUUCUUCACUGGAGCAAUUCCCUUCAGUAAUAUGCAAGAACUGGUACUUAAGGUCAGAAUUCAAAAUCGUACCCUGAAGGAGAAUGACUUCAUUGAAAUUGAAUUGGAUCGACAAGAACUGACUUACAAAGAACUGCUUAGGGUGAGCUGCUGUGAAUUGGGAGUUAACCCCGAACAUGUGGAGAAGAUCAGGAAGCUUCCAAAUACCGUGUUAAGAAAGGACAAAGAUAUCUCAAGGCUUCAAGAUUUCCAAGAACUGGAGCUUGUUCUGAUGAUGAGUGAUAAUGACUUUAUGUUUAAAAAUGCAGCACCAACACUGACUGAAAGGCCUUGUUAUAACAAGAAAGCAUCAAAACUAACUUACUAAUUGUUGAAUUAAAAGUUUCAUUCUAGUAUUUAACUGUUAAACCUAGAACACUCUAAGGGCUAUAACAUUAACUUCUACUGUAUCUUGGAAAGUAGAAUUAAGUGACUGAGCAUAUGUCUUUUGAAAACAAGCUCAGUUGAAACAGACUUGUUUCUAGUUUAAUAUGCUAAAGGUGAUGAAGUCACAUUUGUGAUGACUGCAUUUCAUAAACUGACAAGUGUAACAAUAUUCUGAAAUGGGAUAUUAAACAGAACAUUGUCUUUUUC